CUCAGCGAGGGAAAACGGUUUUCUCUCUGCGCCAUUUUCGGCUGCGCAAAAUCAGUUCUAUUCGUUGCGCUUGGCAAAUAAGUUCAACAUUUCGAACCGCAUUUUCCCGGUAAAUUACUGUGGCAUUUGGUUAUUUUUCUUUCUAUCCAGACUGUUCUGUUCGAGAAAGUGUCAAAAAAGCAAGGUGCCUAGUGCAGGUGUUUCAGUUAGCAUCAGCAGCAGCUAGUCGAUGUGUUGAUAAGUGCAAGCAAAAGGGCGUGAAGUUCAGCAGCAUUUCUCGCAUAACAACCGAUUGGCCGUGUAGGUCGAUGGCCUAGCUAAUCGCAGCACGUUCGAGAUCAAGAUCCUGCCGUUAUCAGUUACCACUGCAUCUGAACGUAAGGCAAUCGUCUGAAUGGCAUCCGCUCAGGCCGACCAGAUGCGGCAGUUGCUCGGUGAAUCGAUUGAAUGUCAGAUCUGUUUGAAGACGGUCGAAGAUCCACGACUUUGUCCGCAAUGCUCGAAGCUAUUCUGUCACUCCUGUAUCCGCCAGUGGUUGGCAAGGGUAGAGAGCGAAAACGGUGUACCGGCCUGCCCAAACUGUGCCUGCCCGAGCCGGCUGGAUGAUUUCGUCAAAUUCCGUGCUGGAAGUGCUAUUCAAGCAAUUGUCGAAGGGUGCGCCGAGAGCUCCGAUGAUGGAACAGUGUCGGCAAGCGAUGGCGAACCAAAGCAGCAGCAGCAGCAGCAGCAAGAAGGUGCUGAUAGAAUACAUCAACGGUUGCGAAAGCUGCUGCUAGAAACCGAGGCCACAUUCAUUGAGACGGAUCAACGCAUUACCCAGGAGCUGGAAAAGCAGCGGACGCUGCUAAAACAAUCCAAGGAUAAUCUCAUCAAAACGAUCAACAUCAUGGUGCAACAGGAGCUGAAGGAGAUCCACCAGCAGUUUCACGCCAAAACGGCCGAGGUUAAUGCGUGGGCUGACAUUUUAAGCAAAGCGCUAGAUAAACACCAAUUCAACUUGCUAGCGGCCAAGCAAACGGUUGAGAAUGGAUCACGCGAAGAGCUGAUGAGCAAGCAGUUAGAUUUAGAGAAAACGUGCGCCAAGCUGUCAGAUGAUCUGAAAGCAAUCUCACCCAACGUUAAACCGCAUCGGUUCAAUAGCCAUCUGAUUCCUGAGCCCAUCAGCUGGAGAUUCUCGGUGCGGAAGUACUCCGCUAUACGCAACACAAACGACAUUCAGUAUUCUGACCUCGUGACGGACGAUAUUGGUUCCGUUUGGCGGCUAGAAGUGCACCCGAGUGGCUAUGACGAUGCGAAAAACCGAUCGCUCAGCGUAUUCCUGCAGCUGUACGAGGGAAUCGAAGGCAGCUAUCACUACUCGGUGGAGUUACUGGGCCCCACCGGCAACCAUCAUUAUGAGGACGAGUCGUACUUCGAGUUGCGCAAGGGCUGGGGACAGAAUCACUUUAUCGAUCUGAAGACGCUGCAGGAUUCCUUCCUUGUGGACGACAGCUUCGAGCUGAUCUUCUCCGUGCGUGCCCUUAAUUUGAUCGAUAAGUAUGACAAAAUGAAUAAGCGGGCCUCUCUACUGGCGUCUGAGGUCGAGCAUUUGAGGAAAGAAGCUAGACCGGACUGUUUGAAUGAGGUGCUCAGCAUUCGGAAUGUUGUGGACGCCACGAGGACCUCCUCUUGCCUGUACUCCGAAGUGUUGAAUGACGAUCUGGGUGGCUGCUGGCGGCUGCAUGUGUACCCGGGUGGUAACGACGAGUGUAAAGGCACGUUUCUUGGCAUUUUCCUCGAACUUUGCAACGGCAUACCGAACAAAUAUGAGUUCACCGUGUAUCUGUUACAUCGAACCGAUAAAAAGAUCGUCAAGAAAACGCUCGAGUUCUGCUUCCAGCCGACGCAACCCUUCGGUUGGAAAACGUUUUUAGGGCGCGAGGAUUUCAUUAACGGUGGUUACAUUCAGAAGGAUUCGAUCUCGCUUCGGCUCAGCGUGAAGCCACCGAACGCGCUCCAGAAGCUAAGCUAUCUACGUCAGUAUCAUGAGCGGGCACUAGGUAAUUCGCAGGCACACCGUUCGGAUGGUGCUACAGUUAGCGAGGCAAUGAAAGCAUCAAGCUCGCAGGAACCGUUUGAGUCCCGGCUGCGUAAAACUUCCAUCAGUUUCGUCAAGAAUCUGUUCACCAAAUCUUCUAGCCAAGAUCAGCAAUGAAGCAACUGGACGUCCGACAUCCGUGUGGAUGCUAAUAGAUCUGCUUGCCAUAAACGAAGCCGCCUGAGCAAGUUGAAUCAAGACCACGAUCAAUAAAUUUCCUUGCUUUAUCCACCACGA
Messenger RNA from Anopheles darlingi, 2314 nucleotides. Its product is annotated as E3 ubiquitin-protein ligase TRIM37-like. Gene Ontology annotation, cellular component: peroxisome; aggresome. The coding region runs from base 395 to 2194 and encodes 599 amino acids. Gene Ontology annotation, biological process: negative regulation of centriole replication; protein autoubiquitination. The record is from RefSeq and is a predicted model, not a curated record. Gene Ontology annotation, molecular function: ubiquitin protein ligase activity; tumor necrosis factor receptor binding; metal ion binding. The transcript has 4 exons. NCBI's taxonomy places the organism in Eukaryota, Metazoa, Arthropoda, Insecta, Diptera, Culicidae.